AUGCUGUUCUGGCAUCUGACUCACAUGGAGCUUUCUUUGAUAGGACUUUGUUUGAGCCAGAAGAUCCCAGCCCAGGAGGGUUCUCUCCCCCAGCCCACUCUCUCAUUUGAGACAGCCUGUAUCAUGUCCCCAGGGAACAAUCUGACUCUCAAGUGCAAGAAGCCAGUCAUUGAAGAUUUAGUUCUCCAGAAAUGGACAUACCUUCUGCUCAAGGAGGGGAAUUCACAGCCUUUGCAGAGCUUCACUUCACAUGGGUCCUGGGCUAACUUCAUCCUACUGUGGGUGUCAACUCAGGAUUCUGGGAACUAUAGGUGCAAGUACUUUGGAUCCCAGGACCCACAAAGAGAGUCAGAGGCCAGCAGUGCCCUGGAGAUCUGUCCGAAUGAAUCUGGAACCGUUACUAUCAUUCUCAGCUGUGUCAUCAUUCUCAACUUCCUCUUUCUACUGGCCUUCUAUCAUCGCUCCUAUAUUGCAUCCCUGGCUCAUGACAUCUUCCCUGCAUUGGGCUUCCAUCAAUCACAGAAUACUCAAAGAGGAGACCAAGUGUAUAGUCGUGGCCAAGCAGAGACGGAUCCAUCGACAUCAGGGGCUGAAGAUUAUGAAGCAGUGAUAUACAGCCAGUUGAACAUAAAGGCACUGAGUAGGGGGCAGCCAACAGCCUAUGAGAAAUGUCAAAAUUAUGUCAUCGAUAGCACUGUAGGCAAGCGCUAA
This is a messenger RNA of Gracilinanus agilis (Agile Gracile Mouse Opossum), 711 nucleotides long. Its product is annotated as V-set and transmembrane domain-containing protein 1-like. Gene Ontology annotation, cellular component: plasma membrane. Bases 1 to 711 code for a protein of 236 amino acids. Lineage: Eukaryota; Metazoa; Chordata; Mammalia; Didelphimorphia; Didelphidae. The transcript is spliced from 6 exons. The record is from RefSeq and is a predicted model, not a curated record.